Molecule: messenger RNA, 3234 nt
Organism: Dicentrarchus labrax (European seabass)
Lineage: Eukaryota; Metazoa; Chordata; Actinopteri; Moronidae
Product: hypermethylated in cancer 2 protein-like
Exons: 2
Coding region: 552-2312 (586 amino acids)
Biological process (GO): regulation of transcription by RNA polymerase II
Cellular component (GO): nucleus
Molecular function (GO): DNA-binding transcription factor activity, RNA polymerase II-specific; RNA polymerase II cis-regulatory region sequence-specific DNA binding; protein binding
Source: RefSeq, a predicted model, not a curated record
UUUCUCGCCGCCGCUGCAAGGAUCGCAAACGUUUUUUUCGGCGUUACCGUGGUGUUUUUUUCCACGGCGUGCCAACAAAAAAAAAAAAAGGGGGCUCCGCUGGUGCCUGUUCUGGCUCUACCAGCCUGCUUGGCAAGCCGAGGGAUCCCACUUCAUUUGUUCGAGCAUAUCGCGGCUCCUGCUCGAAACCGCAAGCUAAAUUGUGGCCGUAUUUUGGCGUCGGGGGUCAUGUAAGAGAUGCCCCACAGGACGAGUGUGUGUACACCAAAAUAAUUACCAGGCUGGCAAAGCACGUUAGGCGACAGAAAGGAUCCACGAACGGCUCGUCGCAGCGCUUCAGAGAUGUUACAAAUGUUUCCACACUUUACCCCGUUUACACCCUGUUUUUUCAUAAUCCGAUAUGUUGAAUGAAUUGUUUACAUGAAUGUAAGGGGGGUAAUGAGCUGGAGAUUUAAUUUAAAUCGAUCGCCCCCCCUUCGUGCAAUCAAAACACAGCUUCAGGUGUUGCUCGUGUAGGAAGAGAGAGAGAGAAGGAAAGAAGGAAGGUGGAAAUGGAACUGCCAAAUCAUGCCAAACAACUGCUGCUGCAACUCAACCAGCAGAGAGCCAAGGGCUUCCUGUGUGAUGUUAUCAUCGUGGUGGAGAAUGCGCUCUUCCGUGCCCACAAGAACAUCCUGGCGGCAAGCAGCAUCUACUUCAAAUCUUUGGUCCUCCACGAUAACCUCAUUAACCUCGACACAGAGAUGGUUAACCCCUCUGUAUUCAGACAAGUUCUGGACUUCAUCUACACUGGGAAGCUCCUGUCCUCGUCGGACCAGAGCAGUGAGCAGAACUUCAGUGCCCUCUUAACCGCAGCCAGCUACCUCCAGCUCCAUGACCUCGCUGCUCUGUGCAGAAAGAAGCUCAAGCGCAGUGGUGGGAAACCCCUGCCAGGUAAACCCUCCACUCCAGGUCCCCUUAGCCGCUUACGCCUCAACAACCAGCGCCUUUCCUCUUCUACCCCUGCUGGCCCUAAAAACCACUAUCCUCCGACCCCUUCUGAUGCCGACCAGCCACAGCCAGAUGAAGGCCUUCGGGACAAGCUCUCAGACGACGAAAUGUUUGUUGGCAGCUCUGGGAGGAAUGGGAAUGGGGGGAAUGGCAGCAGUAAUGGUAACCUCAGCAGUGGAGGAAGUGCUGGGGAACCAGACCUUGGACUAGACCUGUCCAAGAAGAGCCCUCCCUCUGCGGGCACAGCCACUGAUGCCCUAAGCCCACACAGCAACUCCCAAGAGUCCCCUCAAUCUGCCUCAGUAUCCACAACCAACAGUGCCUCACUGGAUGACUCCUCUACCACCCUACCAGGUGGAGACACCUGUGGCUCAGAGACCCUAGAGAUAAACAACUCCUCUAAAACCUCAGAGGAAACCCAAAACCAGCCUGAAGGCCCUCCGCCUCAGAAGAAAUCCCGGCAGGGUGCUCGGAAGAAUGAAUGGCCUAAGAGAGAGGCAUCAGGGUUGAAGUCUGAAGAUCAUGACAGGCCACUGGUUAAUGGGGUGAUUGUGGGUCCUAAAGAUGGCCGCUCCUCUGGGGUUGGAGGGGGCAGUGGUAGCAGCUUCACCUCUGACCAGUCCUUACAGUGUAAAGAUGAGGAAGAAGGGGGAGAGAAUGGCCAGGAUCACAGUGAUGAGAGUGGGCAGAGUGACGGAGAGAGUGCAGGAGGUGGAGGAGGAACAGGAGGGGGACACGGUGCCAACUACGUGUACCGGCAGGAAGGUUUUGAACCAGCAUUCGGAGACAACCUCUAUGUGUGCAUUCCCUGUGGUAAGGGCUUCCCUAGUUCUGAGCAGCUCAAUGCUCACGUGGAGACACACACUGAGGAUGAGCUCUAUAUCAAAGAGGAGGGAGGGACCUUCGUGAAAGAGGAAGAUGAGGAGGAAGCAGAGGACCUUUCUGCCCCUGUGGGCCCCUCCACCUUUGGCUCUGAAACGCGCCCAUUCAAGUGUACAGUCUGCAGUAAGAGCUACAAAGACCCGGCAACGCUGAGACAACAUGAAAAGAGCCAUUGGCUGACCAGGCCUUUCCCCUGCAACAUCUGUGGUAAAAUGUUCACCCAGAGGGGCACCAUGACACGCCACAUGCGCAGCCACCUUGGGCUCAAGCCGUUUGCAUGUGAAGAGUGUGGCAUGCGUUUCACACGCCAGUACCGUCUGACAGAGCACAUGCGUGUCCACUCUGGGGAGAAGCCCUAUGAAUGCCAGCUAUGUGGGGGGAAGUUUACCCAGCAGCGCAACCUCAUCAGUCACCUGAGAAUGCACACCUCACCCUCAUAGAAAUGCAUCAAGCCAAAGAACUCUGGGAAUAGAAAAAAACAUUUCUGUCUUUUUCCCAUCUCAACAGCAAAGAAACGCACAUGUACGCAUUCACAUGCAGACACACACAGUUCAACAUAAUAAUUCCAGUUUAUGACGCCCUGGCUAAGUGAAUGAUGUAGCUGUUAGCCGAAGUGGGCUCUUGGUGACGGUGGGAUCUUGUUGAUUCGAGGAUCGUGUCAUCAUUUAUAUCAAGUGACGUCUGCUCACCUCUCAGGAGUUCUAGAGGGACAAUUACUCCUGUCUCUCUCCAAAGUCACAAAGCCAUGGUGGAGUGGCAUGACUUCUGGUCUGUAUUGUAAGUCUGUCAAAUGUGAAUGUGGGUACUGAUAUAAUGUCAAGCCCCCUCACCUCAUACCCCUCAGCAGCCUUUCUACCUUCUACCUUUGCGCAUUGAGUCUGAGUUUUUCAGAUUGUCCCUCAAGCUGAUUGACUCAAGAGUCCCCUCUCUACUCCAGUGCUAUUUUGACCAAAAACCCAUGCAAACAAUACUGGCAAUAAUUCAGCAAAAAGAUUAUUUCUACCCAGACAGCUUUAUAUCCUUUGUUAUGUUGGUGAUGGGGAUCUGUAUGUAAGAGGAGGGGUAAUGGGGUUUGGGACCAUCUCAAUGCUUUAACUGAAAGUCCUGAAAGAAGGUUCAUGGUGGGAUGACAUUGGAUUAAGUUUUAGUUUUUACAAACAACAAAUACUCAAAGUCCUCUCUACAGCUGUUCACAGUAACAGAGAGGAUUAUCGGUUGUUUUCAGUUUUGCCUGCUAGUGCUACCAGGAGUGAAUCCUGGUUAGAAAGAUGAACCCCUUGAGGUACUUGUUUUACUUAAAAAACUUGUAAUGUUUCAGUGAAUGUUUUAACUGGAAGGUCUUGGGAUUUUUCUUGUGGAGGG